Trichoderma asperellum CBS 433.97 is the source of this 4092-nucleotide messenger RNA. NCBI's taxonomy places the organism in Eukaryota, Fungi, Ascomycota, Sordariomycetes, Hypocreales, Hypocreaceae. The record is from RefSeq and is a predicted model, not a curated record.
AUGAAUGCGACGUCCGUUGCAUCAUCGAGCCAAAUGUUUUCCCCAUUUAGCCAGAAGACGCAAGGCUCGUCGCAGGCUUUCAAUCCUUUCGGACCCCGGCAGACCGGCGAAGGAGCAUCAUUUGGCCCUGAUGGUGCAGGCGGCUCUACUGCAUUGAAGAAUAAUAAACGAAAGCCUGGAUUUGCCACGGACAGCGAUACUGAGAGAAAACCGAAGGCCAGCAACCCGUUCAAAGGCAAAGACGGGAGCCUGAGCGACAGCGGAAAGCAAUGGAAGAAACGGGGCGAAAACGCAGACAAGAAGGCGGCCGAUCUCAAGAAGAACACCAAGAAGCCGCGCAGUGAUUCCAAGGGGCUGCGGCCGCCGAAAACAAACCACCGCGGCAACCGUGCGCAACCUGCCACGAGUGCUGAAGAAGACAACACGUCACGUCCGAGUUCGUCUUCUAGUGCAAGCUCUGUCGACGAGACGCCCGAGGCUGCAUCAAUGCGCACUGCCGACCCGUUCGCAAAGAAAGUAUACGAUCGACUCCGAAAAGAUGGCAUUAGUCCUCCGUCUUGGCCGUCCCAGCCAGGGGACCCCAUAAACAAGGCCGAGAUGGCCAAGUUUAGGGACAAGUACGAGGAGUAUCGCAAGAAAGUGCGCGCGUCUCUAACAAAAGCCUCCCUAAUCGACGAUCCGGAUAAACGAAAAACUCUCCAGAAUGCUAUCGACUUUCGAGGAAUCUGCGAAGACAUGUGCCCCGAAUAUGAGAAGAUCACACGAAUCACCGAGGCCGACGUUCCCCAGCAUGAAAAGGAUACAAGGACCGGCUUUGCAAAGACAAGUAGGAUGGUGAAGAAGUUGGCGCGUUCAGCCGCCGGACAAGAAGCUCCUCUUCCCAUGGAUGUUCGCUCUACAGCAGCUCUGCGACGAACUAUGGACUACCUGAUCGACGACUUGCUUCAAGACGACGAGAACUUACCGACUUUGCACGGCUUUUUAUGGGAUCGAACACGUGCUAUUCGACGAGAUUUUACGUUUUUCUCAUCUCCCACAGUCGACGACCUAAAAACCCAAACUUAUGUGCUAGAGAAUAUUGCCAGAUUCCAUGUUACGGCCCUCCAUCUUUUGUCACAGCCGGGAAAAGCUGGUGAAGAUUUUGUGGAACAGCAGGAGCUCGAACAGCUUGGCAAAGCUUUGCUUUCACUCCGGGAUCUCUACGACGAUUGCAAUGCCCAGGGAAUUGCAUGUGAAAACGAGGCCGAAUUCCGCGCGUACUAUCUCCUCUUCCAUGCCCACGAUUCAAAUACCAUCGAGAUGCUACAACGACAGUGGAAGCCUCAUUUCUGGAGAGAUUCAGAUGACAUUAGGACCGCAGUGUCACUCGUUGAGGCCUUGCAAAAUACAGAUGACUUUCAUGGCCCGUUAAGAGCAGCCCCAUCCCUGGCUGCGAGUAAUGCUUUCCAUUCAUUCUUCCGAAUCGUGGAGGAUCCUAGUGUAUCAUAUACCAUGGCUUGUUUUGCUGAGUGCCAUUUCCCCCAACUUCGCCGAUCGAUUCUGCGUGCCGUAAAGCGAGCACUGGCCAGGCCCAAGGAUCCAUCAAACGAUUUGACAGCUGCCUCUUUGAAUAAGUUCCUUCGGUUCGACACAGUUGAAGAAGCUAUCGACUUUGCGAAACUUCAUGGCAUCGACGUGGUCCCAGAUCCACAGGCCACUAUGGAUGUUGCACAACAGCGUCUGGUCUUGAAUAAUAGAGAACCCCUAUUACACCCCCGCCUAACCCAUCAGUUUUCGCAAAAUCUUGUGGAAAAGAAGAGAGGAAGUCGGCCAUUACCGGAUGUUAUCCAUACAACAAUCUCCGAGGACUCGGCUGCAUCUUCACAAUCACGGCCUGGCAGCUUCUUGCAGAAUGAAGGAUCUCUUUUCAUACAAGAUUCAGCACCAAUCCACUCUGUUCCACCUGCCUUACCUGCCUUCUCUACCAAUAACGCACCCGCGACAACUAAUCCUUUUGCACCCUCUGUUGCGCCAAGUAAUGCGUUAGAGAGACCUGCGGCACCAUCACCACCACCAUUUGGAGCAAGUGCGGCUAUUAAUCCAUUUGCACAAGCAACAACAGCGCCUUCUAUGAAUUUUCAGGACUCUCAGAACAAACCAUCAUCUCAGCCGCAAGUUCAGCCAUCUGGCUUCUUUCCAUCCUCUUCACCUACAGCUGUGAAUGGAGUUACCCCUACCCCAAAGAUAUCAUUUAGUGCGCUUGGGGAGUCAAAACCUGCCUUGUCAGGGCCCUUUGCUUCUAACGCUCAGCCAUCUGAAGGCGACAAAUUAUCUAUGUUUCCUACAGCUACAGUUGCCGCCCAUGGAAGUUCAAGUCAACCUAAGCCCAGCGUAUUUGAUUCUCCAACGCCGGCGCCUGCUCCGUCAAGUACAAACAAACCAGCGGCAUCUACAAGUGUGCCGGGAUUUCCAGCGUUCUCUUCUUUGGCUGGAACAAGCAGCAGCAUAUUGCCCUCUGCUUUAAAUUCAAAGCCAUCGAUAACUGCGCAAGAGCCACCCAAGCCAGCAAUCAACUUUACGCCACUGUCACACCCCCAAAUGGGUGGAAGCUCGAGCAUUUCAUCACCAAAUCUCCUUGGCAAUCAAGGAGUCACAGGAGGGGCGUUGAGCUCACCAUUUUCUGGUUCUGUAUUAGGAUCAGAGAACAAGAAGGCUGCUGAGCCACCCAUCCAGUUACAACCAGGCACUUCGCAGCCAUCUUCAUCUGCCUUCCCCGAGUUCAAAUCCCCAACAACUCCUCACUUUGGAGACUCUGCCCAAAGCACUACCCCUACUACAACGCCCCCCGUUUUCUUCUCAAAGCCUGCCCUACCCCCUGCCCCUCCUCCGGCACUUGCGGGCCCUCCACGAGAUCCGCUAGACGACUUGACGAAGUGGUUUGUGAAUGGAGAUAAGGGACUGAUGAAUGAAUUCGAGGCUUUCAUGGUGGAAAGUAUCGUCCGGGAUGUAUUCGACAAGUUCCAGAGGGAUGAGGAAGAAAGGAUACGAAGAGAGAAAGAGGAGCAGGACAAUGCGGAAGCUAAGAGAUUCCGGAUAUAUAACCUUUCCUUGAAAUAUUUUUACCGGUGGAAAAAGAAUGCCCGCGAGAAACGUCUAAGGCAACUUCGCCGAAGCGGACGCGAGCAAUUCCGAGCAUUUCGCGAAGCUCAGAGAGCAGCGCAGAUCAGAGAAGAGCAACAAACUGCUCAACGAAUUGCUACUCAAAAAGCCGAGUUGGCCACUCUCAAUCGCCCAGAUGAGCUAGCAGCUAUAAUACGGAAUAACCAACGAAACAAGAGGAAAGCAGAGGAAGCUCUCCUUGCAUCUGGUGUUUUAUCUGGUGUCACAAACGAACGAAGAGCCGUUGCAGCGAUUUUCCGCAACGAAUAUAGACGGCUAUCACCUACUCCAUCAAUUAACGGGAGCCAAGGAUUGCGGUCUCGUUCUGGGUCGGUUGCUGGGUCCGCGAUGAGCAUCGAAGGUGGCUCAAAAACACGAGCUUUGCGCGAGAAGCUUAUGGGAGAAAGGCCGGGUCGAUUUCAUCGUGCCCUACCUUCUAUAUCAGGCGAUAGCUCUCCGCCAGAGAAAUCACGAACUAGCAAAGUAUCUGAGCGCUGGCGGUUGAAGGCCAUGGGUAUUGUGCAGAUGCCUGAUGGGACUGCCUUACCAGAGUCCAUGGCGGAGGAAAUUCGUCGCGGUUUGAAGAAGGAUACGAGCAGCAGGGCAAGUUCAUUAAUUCGACGAGCAUCAAUAACUAGCGCGGCGUCCAUGCGGCCGCAAAGUCCUCUAGCCUUCAAAUCUCUCGGCGACCGUAACUUCUCGGAGAACGCGCUUACUAUUAACAAUAAAAGAAAGCGAUCUAUGGAGAUUGAAGACGAGGUAGCCAAAGAGGGCAUCGUGGAUGCAGACCCACACAAACGCGUCAUGAGUGAUGCCGAUAUUCUAUUACAAGAACUUAGAGCGAUGCGUCAAGAGAUGGAGGAGGGCACGACGUGGUUCAAAUCACAAAACGGGAGGUUACAAAGCGAGAUAUUGAGCAGAGGAGGAACGCCAAUGGAUGAAAGCGGUAUAUGA